AUUCUGUUCAGGGAGCUGCCAGCUGUCAGCAACUUACACCACUCCUUGGAACAUUGUCUCAAGCCCGGUGCUCUGCACCACUCCAUGAGCUGCUCAUAAUCAUGGACGAUCUUGCAAGGACGAUGCGGCGGGUGGGCCUGCAGCACCGUGCGUAUGUCACCUUUCUCAUGGGUGCGGGGGACUAUGUGAAGGGGGUGGUGGCACUGGCCAAAAGUCUGAGGGCGGUGCAGAGCUCGUACCCCCUGAUUGUGGCUGUCACAGAUUGUGUGCCUGGAGCGCAUAGGAACUGGCUUUUGAGGGAGGGGUGCAUUGUGCGGGAGAUUGAAAAGGUGAAGCCCAAGAGCGCGGGGGCCGUCAAGUUUGCGUGCGACUACUAUGUGGUGAACUAUACCAAGCUGCGGAUAUGGCAGAUGCUAGUCGUCUUGUCUCAACACACCCAGCUGCGUGGAACCGGGCUGGUCAGGGGAUGAGAGUUUGAGGAGUACGACAAGCUGAUCUACCUGGACGCCGACAUGCUCCUUUUCCAGAAUAUCGACGAGCUCUUUGACAGGCCCCCUGGGACCUUGAGCGCCGUCAUGGACUGUUUCUGCACGUGGAGCUACACAGUGCAGUACCAGCUGGGCUACUGCCAGCAGGCCCCACACAAGGUGCCCUGGACCGCAGACGCGCCUAAGCCCGCCCCCUACUUCAACGCCGGCAUGUUUGUCUUCGAGCCCAGCUCCACCAUCUUCAAGGACAUGCUGCAGAAGAUGGAGGAGUGGCCCGCGACGCCAUUCGCAGAGCAGGACUUUCUGAACCGCUACUUCGAGGCCGUUUACCGACCGAUCCCGAGCUGCUACAACCUGGUGCUGGCCAUGCUCUGGCAACAUCCGGAAAACGUCGACGUCAAGAAGGUCAAGAACGUGCACUACUGCGCCAAGGGUUCCAAGCCAUGGAACUUCGACCCUGCUGCGCCUUACAUGGACCAUCCCACCGUCCAAGACUUCGUCGCGCAAUGGAAAAAGGUUUAUAAUUCCGAGUCGCGCGCGGGCCAGGCUGACGUCAGUCUCCAAGUACGCGAGGCGGCCACGCUGGGAGCGUCAAACAUGCCCACGUCAGCGGACGUGCAGCAAAAGCUGCUGCCAAAGCGGAUCAUGGCGUAAACGCCACGUCCGCAUAGGGAAGCAUAGCCAUUCCCGCAUGAGCGCACGGGAGUAAGCAUUGCAUUCAAGUUACAAUUGCGGAACUGUACCAUACAUAAAGGCAUGAGCCGGAUAGAAUGAAACAUAACAAGCGCUGAUAGAUAUUUGGGUAAGCUGGGGUUCCGCCGUUCCUCGUAUAUACAGAACUGGAAGGGGCGUAAAGCGCAAUCUCUACGUACAUGUACGAUGCAAAGAGCGGCUGUUCAAUACGUUAGAUUCGUUAGAAGCUUGCAUGAUCAAGGGUUGUGAAACGAACAAAAGCCUUGAACAGGGUCGAUUGAAGUCAAGGCCGUUCGUCUAUAACCAAGUUUGCAGUAUCACAGAUUCGGACGCUUCUCGGACACUUUCAUAAUCAUAGUAUCUCCCACG
Messenger RNA from Klebsormidium nitens, 1550 nucleotides. NCBI's taxonomy places the organism in Eukaryota, Viridiplantae, Streptophyta, Klebsormidiophyceae, Klebsormidiales, Klebsormidiaceae. The record is from the annotation of a GenBank genome assembly.